This is a messenger RNA of Coffea eugenioides, 1196 nucleotides long. RefSeq names its product inositol oxygenase 1-like. NCBI's taxonomy places the organism in Eukaryota, Viridiplantae, Streptophyta, Magnoliopsida, Gentianales, Rubiaceae. Gene Ontology annotation, molecular function: iron ion binding; inositol oxygenase activity. The transcript is spliced from 11 exons. Gene Ontology annotation, biological process: inositol catabolic process. The record is from RefSeq and is a predicted model, not a curated record. Gene Ontology annotation, cellular component: cytoplasm. The coding region runs from base 64 to 1014 and encodes 316 amino acids.
CUUCACUCUUUUCUUCUCUUUUUCUCGUGAUUGUGCUCAUAUUAUUCAAUUGUUGGUGGGAAUAUGACGAUCCUCAUUGAGCAGCAGCCUGACCUCGGUUUCCCAGUGGGUGAAAAGAAUAUCCCUCGCGAUACCAUUAAUGAACUUGUAUUGGAUGGAGGAUUCGUUAUGCCCAAAACGACCUCAGACGGAUUUGAAGCUCCAGAAAUCAACUCCUUUGGUCACUCCUUUAGGGACUAUAAUGCAGAAAGUGAAAGGCAGAAAACGGUGGAGGAAUUCUACCGCGUCAACCACAUUAACCAGACCUACGACUUUGUGAAGAGGAUGAGGGAAGGGUAUGCGAAGUUGGAUAAAGCAGAAAUGAGCAUAUGGGAGUGCUGUGAACUUCUCAAUGAUGUUGUUGAUGACAGCGAUCCUGAUUUGGAUGAGCCCCAAAUUGAACAUUUGCUGCAGACUGCGGAGGCUAUCAGAAAAGAUUACCCUAAUGAGGAUUGGUUGCAUUUGACGGGACUUAUUCACGAUCUUGGAAAAGUUCUUCUGCAUCCCACCUUUGGAGAGCUCCCGCAGUGGGCUGUUGUCGGUGACACGUUUCCUCUUGGUUGUGCUUUCGAUGAAUCCAUCGUCCACCACAAGUAUUUCAAGGAUAAUCCCGAUCACAGCAACCCUUCCUACAGCACCAAGAACGGGAUUUAUGAAGAGGGAUGUGGAUUGGAAAACGUGGUUAUGUCUUGGGGCCACGAUGAUUACAUGUAUUUGGUCGCUAAGGAAAACGGAACAACAUUGCCGCCGGCAGCUCUUUUUACUAUCCGCUAUCACUCUUUUUACCCACUGCACAGGGCAGGAGCAUACACGCACUUGAUGAAUGAGGAGGAUCAUGAGAGCUUGAAGUGGCUCAAAGUUUUCAACAAAUAUGACCUUUACAGCAAAAGCAAAGUCCGGAUUGAUGUCGAAAAGGUGAAGCCAUAUUACCUCUCCCUCAUUGAAAAGUACUUCCCAGCAAAACUCAGGUGGUGAACAGAUCGAUGUAGGAUAUCAACUGCAAGAAAAACAGUGGGAGCAGGAGAUUGGAUGAUGGAUUCUGUAUCGAGAAGAUGUGCAGAAACCUUCUCAGAUUAUUUUACCAUUCAUUUGAAAAUUUGUGUACAACUCGCUUUCUUGUAUUUUUUCCACCAUUAAUGAAAUCGCAGCAUUUACAA